Kogia breviceps (pygmy sperm whale) is the source of this 2967-nucleotide messenger RNA. It is a transcript of the gene TIFA, whose product is annotated as TRAF interacting protein with forkhead associated domain. Gene Ontology annotation, cellular component: cytoplasm. NCBI's taxonomy places the organism in Eukaryota, Metazoa, Chordata, Mammalia, Artiodactyla, Physeteridae. Gene Ontology annotation, molecular function: protein binding. Gene Ontology annotation, biological process: canonical NF-kappaB signal transduction; innate immune response; positive regulation of canonical NF-kappaB signal transduction. The record is from RefSeq and is a predicted model, not a curated record.
CGGAGGCGGCGCACUCGGCCGGCCGAUGGAAGGAGUCGCCGUGCGCGCCUCCGCGUCUGAAAGCCGCAGUCCCCCGCGGCCCCGGCUGGGUUGCGUCUGCGUCCCUCUCUCCCCGCUCGGCCCUGUCCCUUCCGCUUCGGCUCACACCUGCUCCCCCUCCUCGCACCCCAGACCGCAGAGUGGCGGCGGCGCGGCCGGCGGGCGGUGACCACCCCCCAAUCCAGGGCCUCCGCCAGGUCGCGUCCAUUAACCUCGUGCCGAGCCCGGAAAGCAAAGGGAAGUUCACGGACUCUGGGACCCCAAGCUUUCAGAUUGAAAGGAGGAAUUUCCCAAAUUUUCUGGAGCGAGAAUACACCCUGAGCCUCGCAGCAGAAGUCCGCAGCCACAGAGAACCGGACUCUGCAAUGUUGGCCGGCUACAGGCCAAUCAGGCACGGUGGGGGAAAGAAGACAUCGUCUCCGGCAAAAACUGAGCUUUACUAAGGUUUUCCUCCUGUUGAUUUUGGUUUUCACGACUCCUUUAGCAAGACCUGUUGCUUAAGCGGGUCAGAUUCUGGUGUACAUCAUGUCCAGUUUCGAAGAUGCCGACACAGAAGAGACAGUAACUUGUCUCCAGAUGACUGUUUACCAUCCUGGCCACCAGCAAAAUGGAAUAUUCCAAUCAAUAAGGUUUUUUAACCGAGAAAAACUCCCCUCCAGCGAAGUGGUGAAAUUUGGCCGAAGUUCCAACACCUGUCAUUAUACCUUUUGGGACAAACAGGUUUCCCGAGUCCAGUUUUCUUUGCAGCUAUUUAAAAAGUUUGAUAGCUCAGUUCUCUCUUUUGAAAUUAAAAAUAUGAGUAAGAAGACCAAUCUGAUUGUGGACAACAAGGAGCUGGGCUACCUAAAUAAAAUGGACCUGCCACACAAAUGCCUGGUUAGGUUUGGGAACUAUCAGUUCCUGAUGGAGAAGGAAGAUGGAGAGUCAUUAGAAUUUUUUGAGAUUCAAUUUUCUUUGUCUACAAGACCACUCUUGCAAGAGAACAACUGGCUACCACAGAAGCCCACACCUGAGUGUGGCAGUUUUUCAUCCUGUUCCACCCAAAACAAUUCUCCUAUAGAAAUGGGUGAAAAUGAAUGGUAAACUCAGAGGGUUAAGGGAAUCAUGAAGGAUGAAGAACUCUGUAGACACUUUACAGACAGUCCACUUAUUAAGAGUUUCUUAGUGUAGUAUAUUACUGUCAUCUAUUACUUUGUCAAAUUUGAGAUCUGGUGUUAUCAUUUGAACUCUGUAACUUGUGUUAGUCAUUGAUUUAGUCACCUGUUGCAUUGCUGGAUGUGUGAAGAAUUACUGUAAGUGUAUAUCUGUGAGCAUUAAUGUACAGAUAGUAUCCUUUGUGAUGAAGGAAUAGUGUUCUCAAAAGAGUUAUGUUACUUUCUUUUUAUGCCUGAUUUUGGUCCUAUGUUUUAUAUUGUUUCGUUUUGGUUUGGUCAUAUUAUUUCACAGUAGUCAUUUGUUUUCAAGGUCAGGGCUACAAACAAGUUAUUAUGGGUGUUGUAGCCUGUUGGUAUUUGUAGUACCAGAGUAUUGGAACAGAGCAUAAUGUUUUUUAGUGUGUCAUCGUGGUUUUAAUAUGGGAAGACUUAUUUGAGCAAUAAUACCUUGAUUUUCUGUUUUUUUUUUUCUCUAUAGACUUAUACUGUUUAUUCCCAAGAAUACCGUUUUCCUUGUCUGUAUUCAGUAUCUAAAACCAAUAUUUUAAACAUUUUAACGAGCCACUGUGUUAAAUUUAGAAUUCUUUUUCUUUUUCCUUUUUUUGGCUGCACCACACGGCUUGCGGGAUCUUAGUUCCCCGACCAGGGAUUGAACCCUGGCCCCUGGCAGUGGAAGCGCCGACUCCUAACCACUGGACUGCCAGGGAUUCCCAAUUUUUCAUUUUUCUUACCAAAUUUUAAAUAGUUUUUUAUGUACUAGAGUUUUAAAUUCCAUGAAUUCAAAAUUUUAACAGCAUCCGUGUACAUAAUAAAGUCAAAGUUUAAUUCUCUAACCAUUUUCUUUGAAACUCUUUCUGAAGAAAGGGAGGAACUGUUUUUAGACUGCUCUAAGGGAGGACUGCAGUAGGCCGCAGGCAGAGGCUGUGGCUGGGGAUUCAGACACAUCCAGCUGUGACCCUCAACGCAUACUGGCUCCGUUAUUUGUUCCUCACCCCGCAUGGAGGCACAUGGCCACCAGUAGCUCCCAAGUUCUAUAUGUUACCAAUCACCCACUCAAAGAGAACCUCAUCUCCUAAUUCUAGUCCAAGAGAAGGGUCAGCUUGGGUCAGGUGCCCACCCAUCUACCAAUCAACUUGCCUCAGGUCACGUUAACUAAUGGCUGCUCCAGUCAGUGACAAUGUGGAUAAGAAAAGCAUUUUCUCAAAAAAUGGCCACAGUGGGGUGUGGGUGAGGGCAAACAAAACAGUUGGUGUUUGAUACUAGGUACUGCAGCUAAGUUGUGAGACUCACUGUUCACCGCUUAAGGACUCACUUGUCCCAGGAAACUGAUUUUUCUUGGGCUCUUUAAGUAAAGGGGUGUAUUAAUUGGUGCCAGUGUUAUAGUCAUAGGCAGUCUCUUUUUGAACCUGAAACUUUAUGACAAGGGGGUGCUUUCCAAUGGUGAAAUAUCAUAUUCUAUGUGAUUAUAUAACCAUAUUCUAGAAGAUUCUGUCUACUAUCUACUGCAUUGACUGACUUGAAGAAGCAUUACUUUUAGGCUCUAACAUGAGUGUAGUAUUAGUAGUAUUAGUUUUAAUAUGCCUUGUGGAAAAAUUAGCUAUAAUCUUUACUACCAGGAGAUAACUGUUGUUCACAUUUCGUGUGUAUAUAUUUGGUAGCUGAUUCCAUGUUAUCUCAUGGCCCUUUAAACAUUUUCAGUUCUCUAACACUUGUUUAAUUCCUUACAGUAAUUGUUAUCAUCUGUUAAAAUAACAGGUGAGGUUACUAUUUUAUU